AUGGUAGGAUUCAUUGACACACUCACUAAAACAAACGUCUCUCUCGAUCUAGGAUCGACACUGAGUGGUAUUUGUGUUCUUCCUCAAACUUCACAAACACCUGAAACUGUUAGACACGAUGAUGAAAAUGGUAAAAGUCAACUGAAAAACAAGACAUGUGUAUUAUACAAUUCAUUUCUCCAGGUGGAUAGCAUUGGUUACGAAGCAAGCAAGAAAUACUUUGCCAUGACAGAUGACGUUAAAGUCAACUAUUACUUUCUCACAGGAAUGAAACAAGCUCUAUUUAUUGAUCCAGACGAAGAUAAGGAAAUGGUAGUGAAUGGCAUAUCAUUCAGUGUGGUUAAAGUUCUAGCAGACUAUUUGAAACUAUUCUCUGCUUCUGCUUUAACCAAGUAUAAACUUGAUCCUCAUUCUGUUCGUUGGGUUUCAACUGUUCCUGCAAAUUGGGAAAGAGAACACAUUCAAGUUAUUAAAAAGGUGUUCUUUGAAGCUGGUUUGGUAGAAGAAGAAGAUCCUGGUGAAGAAACUCUCAUGUUCUUGUUGGAACCUGAAGCUGCUGCUGUUUACAUUUUGGAAGAAUGUAAAAGUCAAUUGCAAAUGAAAGAUGGGGAAAGAUAUUUGGUUGUUGAUGCUGGAGGUGGUACUGUUGAUGUGACAGCUGUCAGUGUAUUGAAUGGUAAAUUAAAGUGUUCAAGGUAUUCUACUGCAAUCAAUGCUGGAAGUACCAAAUUAGACAGACUCUUGUUAGAGUAUUUGAAAACGAAACUUGGCGAUUUGUACUCUGCAUUGUCUUCCAUUGACAUUCAAAAUAUUACUAAUCAAUGGGAAAGUCAAAAGAUUACAAUGUUUAAUUAUGAAGGAUAUUGUCCACUUAAAGUCACAAUUCCAAGUCUCAAAGGUCACUCAAUGUACAAGUUAGAUUCCAUUGUAGUUUCAAAGAAAGAAUUAGAAACUGAAGUAUUUGGUUCAGUUUUUGCUGAAAUUGAAGAUUUUGUCAAUUCUAUUCUUGAUAAGGAUAUUUAUAAUUAUUUAAUCUUUGUUGGUGGCUUUUCACAAUCCAAACUUCUUAUGAAGAGAAUGGAAGUCUUUCAAGAGUUGGCAAAGGGUAAAAUUGUCGUUCCUUCAUUUGGAUCUGAAUCUGUUGUAAAAGGUGCUGCCUAUUUGGGAAGAAAUCCAGACAAGAUUGCAUGCAGAAGAUCAAAACAUGCCUAUGGUAUUGAAAGUGAGAGAGCAUUUAAAUUUGGUAAGGAUGAUGAGAAGAGACUUAAGAGAAUUGAGGGAGAUUCGGCUGAACCUUUCGUUUGCACUGGAGUAUUUUCCUCAAUGAUUAACAUUAAUCAGGAAAUCACUGAUCAAUUCUAUGUUGAUAAGCAAUUUGUAAAGAAUACUGAUGCAUCUAUUAUUGAAAUCAAAAUUUAUAGAGCUGUCAAAAAGGUUAAUUUUGUUGAUGAGAUGGGUUGUGUAUUUCAGGCAGAUCUGAAAGUGGAUGUUUCGUCCAUGAGUAUUGGAGAUAUAUUUAGAGUGAGAUUGUCUUUGAGUGCUGCUAAUGCUUUGAGAGUGGAUGUUAUACCAACAGAUGCAACAAAGCAAGUAACAACCACUGUCACCUUUAUGACUCACAUGGCUGUCAAUCAUUUCGAAUAACCUUUAUUAGAAAUAUUUAGAAUAAAUGCUAUCGACUAUUACUCU
Messenger RNA from Naegleria gruberi, 1689 nucleotides. RefSeq lists its product as uncharacterized. Gene Ontology annotation, molecular function: ATP binding; ATP-dependent protein folding chaperone. Lineage: Eukaryota; Heterolobosea; Eutetramitea; Acrasida; Naegleriidae. Bases 1 to 1644 code for a protein of 547 amino acids. The transcript has a single exon. The record is from RefSeq and is a predicted model, not a curated record.